AUGGAAAAGAGCCAAGUAAUAGAGCUAUUCAAGGAAAGCUCUGUUGAGGGCUUGAGUAGCCUAAGCAAAGAAGAGAAAAAGUACUUCUGGCUGCAGACAAGGCUCCUUGGAUGGCGUAUAGAGGACAGCAUAACAAUAGACACGGUUUACAAUGUAUAUACAGAGGCAGUGAAAAAUCAUAGAAAAAUUAUGGAGCUAAUUAGAAGAAGUGACAAAAAGUUGCUAUUGCAUCAUUUGCAAGCAAAUCUCACAGAGAUAGAGCUAAGUGAGGUGCUAGAGCACAUUUACAAUAAAUAA
Messenger RNA from Nematocida ausubeli, 297 nucleotides. RefSeq lists its product as uncharacterized. The record is from RefSeq and is a predicted model, not a curated record. The transcript has a single exon. The coding region runs from base 1 to 297 and encodes 98 amino acids. Lineage: Eukaryota; Fungi; Microsporidia.